Penicillium odoratum is the source of this 1503-nucleotide messenger RNA. RefSeq names its product histone deacetylase HOS2 (gene hosA). The record is from RefSeq and is a predicted model, not a curated record. The transcript has a single exon. Gene Ontology annotation, molecular function: histone deacetylase activity. Bases 1 to 1503 code for a protein of 500 amino acids. NCBI's taxonomy places the organism in Eukaryota, Fungi, Ascomycota, Eurotiomycetes, Eurotiales, Aspergillaceae.
AUGGCUCGCCCCUCCGUCGUCCAAGAGUAUGCCGCGCCUUCUACAACCCUAAGCCUGGACCACAAAGUCUCCCACGAGCGCCAGAUCUACAAAAUACCGCGCCCACAAGGCUACCGCGUCUCAUGGCACGCCAACCCAGCAGUCGAGCCACACCAUUUCGGCCAGUCACACCCCAUGAAACCAUGGCGCCUCACUUUAACGAAACAACUGGUCAUGGCGUACGGAAUGCACCACGCAAUGGACCUGUACAUGGCGCGGGCAGCCACAUACGAAGAAAUGGCCGAGUUUCACGAAACAGACUACCUUGACUUUCUCCAACAAGUCAUGCCAGGCGACAUAGACCGCUCGGAACAAAGCGAUAAUGUCAUCCGCUUCAACUUCGGUGACGACUGCCCCAUCUUCAACGGCCUGUACAACUAUUGCUCCCUCUAUGCCGGCGGUACCGUCGACGCCGCCCGCAAGCUCUGCAACGACCAAUCCGAGAUCGCAAUCAACUGGUCCGGCGGUCUGCACCAUGCCAAAAAAGCAGAAGCAAGCGGCUUCUGCUACGUCAACGAUAUCGUCCUCGGAAUCCUCCAACUCCUCCGCCACCACCCACGCGUCAUGUACAUCGACAUCGACGUCCACCACGGCGACGGCGUCGAGCAAGCAUUCUGGUCCACAGACCGCGUGCUAACGGUCUCAUUCCACAAAUACGACAAAGACGGCUUCUUCCCCGGUACCGGCUCCCUCGAAGAUACAGGUCCCACUCAUCCACUCAACCCAGGCGCACACCACUCCAUCAACGUCCCCCUCAACGACGGUAUAGAUGACGACUCAUACAUCCAACUAUACCACGAGAUCAUCGGUGCCUGCGUACGCACUUACCAACCUGGCGCGAUCGUCCUUCAAUGCGGAGCCGAUAGUCUAGGCUGCGACCGGCUCGGAUGCUUCAAUCUCAACGUACGUGCGCAUGGCGCCUGCGUCGCUUUCACCAAGACUUUCGGAUUACCGCUCCUCGUCGUAGGCGGCGGUGGUUAUACACCGCGGAAUGUAUCGCGCGCAUGGGCGCACGAGACAUCCAUUCUAAUAGAUGCGGAUCAACUCAUUGAUACAACGAUACCUGAAACGGUAGCGUUCCGGAAUCACUUCGGGCCGGAUUAUUCACUUUUCCCUCCGCUCUCGGAGAUCCGGAGGCUGGAAAAUAAGAAUCCGCGAUCGUAUCUCAAUGGUUUGGUUGAGUCUGUGCAUGAACAGCUUCGCUAUAUCAAGGGCGCUCCUAGUGUGCAGAUGAGUUUUAUCCCUCCUGAUAUCCUUGGUCUGCGUGAGGAUACCGAGAAGGAGAUCGAGGAACAAACUGCUAUGAUGGAAGAGGAGUUUGAAGAGCGGAUGGGUGGUGGUUCGGCUGUGGCGUCGAGUUUCAGUCCAGGUGCUGGACCUGGCUCGGCAGGUUCCAUUCCACGUGGGAAUCGACGACGUGAACUUGAGCGAGGAGCUGGGUACAGAGGUGAGUUAUAUUCAUGA